This is a messenger RNA of Melanotaenia boesemani (Boeseman's rainbowfish), 3057 nucleotides long. RefSeq names its product collagen alpha-3(VI) chain. NCBI's taxonomy places the organism in Eukaryota, Metazoa, Chordata, Actinopteri, Atheriniformes, Melanotaeniidae. Bases 283 to 3057 code for a protein of 924 amino acids. The record is from RefSeq and is a predicted model, not a curated record. The transcript is spliced from 8 exons.
UGAAACCGAGAGGGUGCCUGUCUCCUUCUCUCCCAACCAUUUCUCCUUUCACUCAGGACCUCUAUCACUGCAUCUCUUAUCAGUGUCCUCAUCAACUGCCCAGCUCAGCUGCCUUCCCUAGGGAGGUGCUGGAAAAGUCAGCGAGAGGAUUUUACCAGGAGGAUAAUGACCAAAAGUCUAGCUUGCAGUAAUUUUUCAUAGCUCAUAAUCUUAAUCCUUAAAAACACAUAAAGUGGAGUCCAACCUCUUCAGCUCAGGGUGUCUUUUUUUUUUCAUCUGAAGAUGAGGAGGCAUCGGUUGUUACCGCUGUGUGCUCUUCUGGGCUGCCUGUUCGCAGGACUCCUCACUAAACUUGAUGCUCAGGAAGCACAAGAUUCAGCUGACCUAGUACUCUUAAUUGAUGGAUCACAGAACGUUGGAGCAGCAAACUUCCCCUAUGUGCGUGAUUUGCUUUUGAAAAUCAUUGAGCCCCUUGAUGUUGGCAGGGAUGCUAUUAGGGUGGCUUUGGUCCAGUACAACUCUGACCCAGAAAUAAAGUUCUAUCUAAAUAGCUAUUACAGCAAAUCAUCCAUCCUGGAAGCUGUGAAAGGCCUGACCUACUCAGGGGGUGAUGAAUCUAACCUGGGGGCUGCCUUGGAAGAAGUGGCAGAGACUGUUUUCAGUGAAACAGCUGGGGGCAGGGCAGACGAUCACGUGCCCCAGAUGGUGAUUGUCAUCAGUGCUGGGCCAUCAGGUGAUGAUACUGGUGUUGGUGACCGGGCCCUUAAAAGGGCUGGGGUUAUCACAUUUGGUGUGGUGAUCGGUGAUACUGCCGCCUCAGAUCUGGAAGAGGUUGCCACAGAUAAAAGUUUUGUCCUGACAGCCACUGAUUUCAGAUCAGUUGCAAGCCUGGGUGAUCAGCUCCGUCCGUUCAUUAAUGGCGUGGUCCAGCGCUCCAUUAUAGUUCAGAAUGCGUUCACUGAAGUUGUGGCUGUUGGAAAACGUGACAUAAUUUUCCUGAUCGACAGCACAAUGGGGUCAGCAGCUUUCACCGCCUUGCAUAAGUUCAUCGGGCGGUUUGUCAACACCAUGCCAAUUGGUCCAGAUGGAGUUCAAGUGGGUAUUGCCCAGUUUAGUAAUGUUCCAAAAUUGGAGAUGGACCUCAACAGCCAUGGAACCAGGGAGAACUUAAUUUCUGCAUUGGCUGCUAUCAAACCAAAACAAGCACAGAACGUUAAUAUUGGAGCUGCCUUGGACUUUGUGCGGACGAAUAUGCUGAGGCCAGACAAGGGCAGUCGUAUCGGGCAGAGGAUACCUCAGCUUGUUCUGCUGUUCACCAGUAAAAAGUCCAGUGACAGUGUGGAGGAACCCACUCAGGCCCUGCAAAGAAUGGGUGUACUUACCCUGGCUGCAGGCUCUAAGGCUGCUGAAGAGUCCGAGCUGAAGCAAAUUGCCUUCACCGAUAAGGUUGUAUUCAUUCAAAAGGACUUCCGCCAAAUGUUUCGCAACCCAAGGGAAAUCAUUGAUGCUCUGUCUACUCUAGCUGGGACGGUCGUGACAGAAGGGCCCACUGACCCAGAUGUUCCAGGGGUGGUGGUUACCACCGUACACACAGAAAAAGUCAUCCGUGACAUUGUCUUCCUUGUGGAUGGAUCAAACUAUGUUGGAAGCAAUAACUUGCCCUAUGUGAGAGACUUCAUGAUCAACGUAGUGAACCAGCUGGAUAUAGGUCCUGACAGGGUCCAAAUUGGCCUCCUGCAGUUUUCCAACCAGCAAAGGGUAGAAUUUUACCUAAACAGCCACAGAACCAGACAGGAAGUUGUGAAUAAAAUCUCUCAACUCAGACUUAUGGGAGGUUCAGUGCUGAAUACAGGAGCUGCUAUGAAUUACGCCCUGGCCAAUAUGUUCAGGUCAUCAGCUGGGUCACGCAGGAGGGAUGGAGUCCAACAGGUCUUGGUUCUGAUUACAGGUGGCCCAGCCCAAGAUCAGCUUCAGUCUGUGGCUGAUAAAUUGGCUUUAGAUGGCAUUUUGACUUUCACAGUCAGUUCUGGACAAGCAGAUGAAGCCUCAUUGAAGAAAGUUGCCUUUGUUCCAGAUUUAGCUUACCAUCAAACAAGCUUCUCUGAUUUCCCAGCUUUGGCUGAAGUCAUCAUGCCACAGCUAAAAACGGUGGUUGGUGAUACAGAUGUGACAAUUAAAGAUGACCUAAGUGGAGUUGAAAGGGAUGUUGCUUUCCUCAUUGAUGGCACCGAUGCUGUCAGAGCAGAUUUCCCCUACAUCCGGGAUUUUAUCAGAAGAGUGAUUGAACCUCUUGACAUUGGGAUUGACAAAGUACGUGUUUCAGUGGUUCAGCAUAGUGAGAAACCAACCCCAAGUUUCUAUCUCAACACUUAUCAAACCAAAGAAGAGGUGAUGAGAGCUGUCAAUGGGAUGACACUGGCUGGUGGACGUAGUUUAAAUACAGGAUCUGCUUUGACAUUCAUGAAGAACACCAUCAUGUCUGAGGCCUAUGGCAGCCGUGCAGGUCAAAAUGUUCCCCAGUUUCUAAUCGUUUUGGCUGGAGACAGAUCCAUGGAUAAUGUGAAAGAACCAGCAGGUGAACUGAAGACUGAGGGAGUGGUACCGUUUGGUGUUGGUGUCAAGAACGCUGAUCCUAAGCAGAUUGAAGCCAUUUCACACAACCCUUCAUUUGCCUUCAAUGUCAAAGAAUUCAGCGAGCUUAGCACCAUUCCACAAAAGCUCAAUAACUACGUGAGCCUUCCAAAGGAGCAGCUGACAGUUGUGCUAGAUGAAGUUGAAUUAGAGUCCCCUCAAAGAGACAUAGUGUUUCUUUUGGAUGGAUCAGAUGACACACUGAGUGGCUUCCCAGCAAUGAAAAUCUUUGUCCAACAAAUCGUAGAAACACUCAGUGUUGGGGAGAACAAAGAUCGUGUUUCUGUGGUUCAGUAUAGCCGAGAUCCAGAAACACAUUUCGAUUUGAACACCUUCACGGACAAACAAGAUGUUCUUAUUGCAGUCCAACAACUAAAGCAUAAAGGGGGCAGACCCCGCAACACUGGUCUCUGGGAGCCGGCAUGA